GUUCAGCUCUAUGGAGCGCUGAAGCGUCGCGCGCACUUCGCAGAGUUGGAAAUGUGAAAGCAAGAAGCAAGGCUUUAUUUUCCCUCUCUCCCUUCUUCUCUGUCUCUCUUUUUUCUCUCUUUUCAUACACACAUAUACAUACACACCCCAUACAUUCACACAUACACACCCUCACUCACACACACGCACACACACACACAACAUAUACAUCGCCAAUUCAAGAAUUAAAACCGACAGAUAUGUAUUCUCCGCUAUGCCUAACACAGGAUGAAUUCCAUCCUUUCAUUGAAGCACUGCUGCCCCAUGUGAAAGCGUUUUCCUACACUUGGUUCAACUUGCAGGCCCGCAAGAGAAAAUACUUCAAGAAGCACGAGAAGCGCAUGUCUAAGGAAGAGGAGCGAGCUGUAAAGGACGAGCUGCUCAGCGAGAAGCCGGAGGUCAAGCAGAAGUGGGCAUCGCGGCUGCUGGCCAAACUCCGCAAGGACAUCCGGCCGGAGUUCCGCGAGGAUUUUGUGCUCACUGUCACCGGGAAGAAGCCCCCUUGCUGUGUGCUCUCCAACCCCGACCAGAAGGGCAAGAUAAGGAGAAUCGACUGCCUGCGUCAGGCGGACAAAGUGUGGCGCUUGGACCUGGUCAUGGUGAUUUUACUCAAAGGUAUUCCGCUUGAAAGUACUGACGGCGAAAGACUGGUUAAGUCUCAGCAGUGCUCGAAUCCAGGGCUGUGCGUGCAGCCGCAUCACAUAGGAGUUUCCGUAAAGGAGCUCGACCUGUACUUGGCCUACUUUGUGCAUGCAGGUAAGUCCCGUUUUGAAUUCACUAAAUCUGUUGAACGUAUGCAAAAUGUGAAACGCAAAUGAUCAUAAUGGAUUGCACUUCAAUUCUUUUAGGAUUUUACUGUUUACAAUCCAUCAGCAGUCAAUAAGGAAUCUGGGAAAUAUAGGAUAAG
Messenger RNA from Sinocyclocheilus rhinocerous, 946 nucleotides. RefSeq names its product nuclear factor 1 A-type-like. NCBI's taxonomy places the organism in Eukaryota, Metazoa, Chordata, Actinopteri, Cypriniformes, Cyprinidae. The record is from RefSeq and is a predicted model, not a curated record. Gene Ontology annotation, molecular function: RNA polymerase II cis-regulatory region sequence-specific DNA binding; DNA-binding transcription factor activity, RNA polymerase II-specific. Bases 240 to 857 code for a protein of 205 amino acids. Gene Ontology annotation, cellular component: nucleus. The transcript is spliced from 2 exons. Gene Ontology annotation, biological process: regulation of transcription by RNA polymerase II.